Brassica rapa (field mustard) is the source of this 3316-nucleotide messenger RNA. RefSeq names its product serine/threonine-protein kinase ATM. Lineage: Eukaryota; Viridiplantae; Streptophyta; Magnoliopsida; Brassicales; Brassicaceae. The record is from RefSeq and is a predicted model, not a curated record.
GGGAACAAAAACUUGGUUUGGUUUGGUGCUAUCCUAGUCUUUUUCUCUAAAAUAAAUUUAAAAUUUUCAAAUAAAUUUAGAUUUUUCUAUUAUUUUGAAAUUUAGAAUUGAUUCUAACGUACAUUUACAAAUACAAAUGUUAAGUUAUAAAUUCAAGUUAUAAAUUCUAAAACUAUAGAAGACAAAGUCCCUAGUUUGUUUAAAAGUUCAAACACGAGGUAAUUGAGGAAAGAAACAUAAAAACAGAAUCUAGUCUUAAAUGGAGAAUCGAAUCCCGAGCCAGAUGAAGGCCUCGUGCUUAUCGGUAAUUCCGUUCCGGUUUACUUUUAGCAAUAAUUCCCGGUUUGAUUCAGAAACCCUCUCAGACUAUCUAUGGGACAAGAGUAGAGCAAUUACGUAGAAUUAGAAAAGAAUCUCUCUCAGACGACGACGACGACGACGACGAAGCCGAAGACAGUACAGUACUUUUCUCUCUCUCUCCUUCUGCCUCAACUCAACGCUAACUUUCACUCACUCACACACAUUCUCUGUUGCGGAAUCACAUUGCUUGACGUCACUCCGAGCCAAGUCAGGAUUUUUCCGUUUCUCCUCGCAGAUGAAGGCAUUGAUGGAAGAAGAUGAUGAGUGUUUCCCCUUAGGUGGUGGUGAUAAAGUGAGGAAGAUUGAAGUCUCUGGUGGAAACAUAUCACUUGUUGUUGACUUUAGCGGCUCUUUGACUGGGACUAGUUCCCACAACGCCUUUGAAUCUAACGUGAGUUGUCUGAAGGAGAACCAAACUCAGGAGUGUCUGGUUGGGAAUCUUGUAUGGGCGAUGACUAAGUCCAAGAAAUGGUGGCCAGGGGAAGUCGUUGGUUACAAAGCUGAUGCAAAGGAGAGUUGUUUCAUGGUUAGGUAUCUUGGCGAGGGGCAGCUUGAAUCGUGGUGCGCACCUUCGAAGCUGAGGCCUUUCAAGGAGAGCUUUGAGAGGUUGGUGAGUCAGAGAAACGAUGUGGGGUUUUUCGUUGCGGUGGAGGAAGCUAUGACCUUGUUGAGGAACUCGUUGAGGCUUGAGAUGACUUGUUCUUGCAUGUCUGAAAGGAACGGGAAAAAGCCAGCUCGGAAGGCAAAGCCUUUGAUCCUGCGUGAGUUCUCUGUAGAUCGUUUGGAGCCGAAAGAGUUUGUGACUCAGCUGAAGAAUCUGGCGGGAUGUGUUUCGAGCGGUGGGAUACUCGAGGCCACAGUCAUGCAGAGUAGGCUAUCAGCGUUUUAUAGUUUCUGUGGGCAUAAGCAGAUACCGAUGGAUCUGCUGAACCAAAACGAGGCUAGGAGAAGUUUCAAUGGAUCUAAGAUGGAAGAGAGUGAGUUCGUUGGUUCUCCAUCGGUUGUUGCAGGUAGUAGCAGGAGGAAGUUUCGGAAAGAGUGGUUUAGAAAAUUCGUUAGUGAGGUUGACUACGUGUCUGCCAGAGAGGAUCUUGUUGACACGUCUCCUUCUGAUUUGGUAUCUAAACUCAAGCUGCUUGCUGUGGACUCCUCCACGUGUUCAGAGGAGACUGAGAAUGUCGGCCUCUUUGAGUGGUUCUUCUCCAAGUUCAGAAUCUCCGUGUUUCACGAUGAAAAUUCUUACAGAAUGCAGUUGGCUAACAUGGCUGGUUUGAACGAUUUGAUGGUGGCUAAAGCUGCAAUCUCCAAGUCAAAAAAUGUAGGCAAGUCAAAGGUUGAGCCUUUCUGUGGUGUUUCAGUUGCUGGAGCCGAGCAGAAGACCUUAGAGUCGCAGAAGAUCUCAGAGAAGUCAAAGAUUGAGGUUACUGGUGGUGUUUCAGUUGCUAACAUUGAGCAGAAGAUCUCUGAGUCGCACAAGAACUCAGAGAGGUCAAAGAUGGAGGUUAUUGGGGGUGUUUCAGUGGCUAAUACUGAGCAGAAGACCUUUAAGUUGCAGAAGAACUCAGAGAAGUCGAAGAUCGAGGUUGUUGGUGGUGUUUCAGUUGCUGAUGCAGAUCAGAAGGCCUUUGAGUCAAAUACCAGAGCUGAAAAGUACCGAACAUAUCAGAGGGCCUCGAAGCCAAAGAUACCAGGGCUGAAAACGAUCAAAGAUACCAUUAGUCGCUCAGAUAUUUCUAGUUCUGUUGCAAAUGAGCCGUCUCUACAAGGGAAAGCUUGUAUGGCAGAUACACUCAGCAGACCUGCUGCUACACUUGUACCGGACUUAAACGGUGGAGGCAAUGGUUUAGCUUCUGCAGAAUCUGACCAUUUACAAAAACCGGAGACUUUAGUUCCUCCCAGUGCCCUCCCACAAAAGGAGAGACCAUUUUCUAUGAUGUUAAACUUUCAGGCGGCGGCAGCAUCAACAGCAGCUCCACGUUCAAACUACGGAAUCUCGGGAACGGGUUAUGUUUCCAGCCUGACAGAUUUGGAAAGAAAGUUCACGAGCGCAGACCUUUGCGCUAAAGUCACUGGUACAGAGAAGAAGAAGAGAGGAAGGAAGAGGAAGAAUCCAGAAGCUGCACAUGCCACUAAUGGUAUACCUGACUUAAACGGAACAACUAAAGAGCCAGCUUCGGUUCCGCCUCAAGCUGAGCCUACUCAGCGCAGGAAACGUAGGAAGAAAGAGGAGAUGCCCAACAGAUCAACCAGAGGAAUCACAGUUCUCGUCUUGAAGUUUUCCUCAAAAGAGUCAAUGCCUUCAAAGGACGACUUAACCUCCACAUUCUCCGCGUUUGGCCCUUUGGAUGCUUCUGAAACACAUGUCUAUGAAGAACUUAGUGGAGCAGAGGUCGCCUUUGUGAGUAGUGGCGACGCUGUAGAAGCGGUUAAAAGCCUAGACAAAGCUAACCCAUUUGGUGAGAACUUGGUGAGUUUCAGGUUACAGCAGAAACUGAUCAACGUAUACAGGAACAUAGCCCCAAGGAUGCCGGAAAUCUCCCACGUUAGUCCAUUACAGAAACCGAAGAAUGCACCGAUUAGCGUGGAAUCGAUGAAGCAGAAUCUGAUGAUGAUGACAUCAAUGCUGGAUAAAUCCGGGGAUCAUUUAUCAAGAGACACAAAGGCUAAACUGAAAAGCGAUAUCUCUGCUCUUCUGGAGAAGAUAAGUUCUAUGCCUAGCUCUUCUUCUUCUUCUUGAGCAGCCAUUGACAUAUAUAUCAAUGUGAGCUUCUCAGAUUUUCCAAUGUACCAUGCGUUGUAACUGUCUGGACACUAUCCGCUCUUGUGUUUCCUAUCUUUAGUUUGGGACCGUAGUUGUAGAAUAAGGUUAGGUAUUAGAAGAUGUUGGUGCUGUUAUUAAACAAUUUUCACCUUUUUUUUUCCAUUGAGCUUGAAGCUCUGCAGUUAAUUAUCUAAA